ACCCACGCGCCCAUGUGUGUUUCGUAACUUCAACCACGCAUAGUCGAUGUGUGAUGGAGAAAGUCCGCCGCAGUAAAAGCUUUACGAAUCCGCAUUUAUGUCAGUAGAACAAGCUGAUGUCAGAUUUUCUGCCCUGCGCCGCGCGGUGGGAGGAUCUCUGAGCGUUGAGUCACGCAGCUGUCAAAGAUAGCUGUCACCCAGUUUCAGGAUCAAACACAGUCAAUGAGGAAAAGGGCUUUGAGCCGAGGGGACGCGCAGAUCUCAGGUAACCCCCUCACCGAGUCUCCGGGACAAAAAGGAGGACGUAGAGCCUCAAACCGAAGGAAGAGAGACGCAUUUUGAUGAAUAAGGGAUUUUCGGAUACACGCUGAAGAAGAAAAACACACAUCUGAAUUUUCCUCUGCGCGCAUUUUCGGACGGAGAUGAAGACGAAAAGGGGUCUGAUGAUGCUGUCCGGGAGUGAAACGGAUGAGGAGGAAAGCGUGGAUGCCCCUCUGGACCUGUCGUCCAGCGGCGGGAGCAGUGGGAAAAGGAAACGACGCGGGAACCUGCCUAAGGAGUCUGUUCAAAUCCUGAGGGAUUGGCUGUACGAGCACCGCUACAACGCGUACCCGUCUGAACAGGAGAAGGCUCUCCUUUCCAAGCAGACUCAGCUCUCCACGUUGCAGGUGUGCAACUGGUUCAUCAACGCACGGCGGCGACUUCUCCCAGAGAUGCUGAGGAAAGACGGCAAAGACCCCAACCAGUUCACCAUCUCCAGGAAAGGCAGCAAGGCUGGUGACAGCUUCUCCGACAGCUCCCAGUCCCCCAAACACAGCAGCCCCGCUGCAGGGACAGAGGAGAUGUGCGACAAGCGAGCCCUCCACCCUUCCAGCUUUGAGUCGGCCGUGCCCAGCGUCCUGAGGAAGGCGGUGUCCCCUCCUGUACCCUCUCCAACCUCCCCGUCCCCCUCCCCGGGCCUCGUGCCCACCCGGCCUUCUGUCAUCUGUCACACCACUGUCACCGCGGCGGUGCAGGCCGGCGCAGCGGCGCCCCACCCGACAGCGUCAGGGAUGAACUGUGACAGAGCAGCAGAGCUGCUGCAGUCCUUGCAGGCUCAGGCGCUGUUCCGGUGCCGCGACGACGGACCAGGCAGCCACCAGCAACCACCCACUACUACCAUUCUCACCAGCAUGGAGGGCAACCUGAGCCCCCGCAGCGGGCUCUUCAACACCCCACCUCCCACUCCUCCAGACCUCACACAAGACUUCAGCGGCUUCCAGCUGCUGGUGGAUGUGGCCCUGAAACGGGCUGCAGAGAUGGAGCUGCAAGCCAAACAGCUGGUCUCCUAAAGGAGACCCCGAGAGGGAAACAGACUUUACAUCUCCACUCUAGAACACUGCAGUUCAGUGACUUUUGUGCACGCAACAGAGAACAAAUCCACAUGAACGCCUGAUCAUUUCUAUUUUUGGUAUACCAAUCAAUAUGAUGAUGUUUUUUAAUUAAAAGAAAAAGGAGAAAAACAGUAUCAAGGUGCCUUGGCUAUAAGUUGUUUAGUCAUUUCAUAUACAUGCGUAUGUAUCUACAUGUGUAUUUUAUUUGCACACAGGGACCAAAAACGUUAAGAAAUGCUGCCUGUCUUUAUGUCUUUCCAUUAUUUUGAAUCCGAUUGUGCAGGAGGAGUCCUUCCAGCCCGGUCUCACAAAGACGGGGCGGAAGCCGCUCGCGCCUGCAGCUCAACAUUUCACCGAUCCCUUCACGAAUCGUCUGCCUCACUUGUUUGCACGUCGGAGGCGGAGAGCGGUCAUCUCAGCAUCUCAAACGUACUUUGCUCUUGGCAUCGAAAAGAACUUAUUCACUACUGUAAAUGUUUCAUGUUGUUAGUUUUUUUUUUUUUUACUUCUAGCAAUUUUAAAAGAAGAAAUAAACUUUGUUUUUUUUUUGUCAACUCUUCUUUUCCUGUUAAGUUUUUUUUUUACAUCUAAUGUAGCAGGUUCAUAGACUGAGCCUUUACCCUGUCGCUCAGUGAAAACGAUGGCCAGUGGACUGGAAAAUAAAACACUAAGUUCCUUCUUUUUUGCUGUUUCAUGACCUGAAAAGGAGUUUUUUUUCCUCCUUAAAUCACCAAAAACGAGCAUUUUCAUGUAUAUUAGGACCAUGUGUAUAGUCAAUGUGACAUGAUGCCCAAUGAUGUGAUUUCUUUUCAUACUGUGCAAUGUUUGUGGCAAAGAUGGGUCACAUGGGAUUCUAAUAAAGUUUUGUUUUUUUCUAUAA
Molecule: messenger RNA, 2253 nt
Organism: Oryzias latipes (Japanese medaka)
Lineage: Eukaryota; Metazoa; Chordata; Actinopteri; Beloniformes; Adrianichthyidae
Gene: tgif1
Product: TGFB-induced factor homeobox 1
Biological process (GO): regulation of DNA-templated transcription
Molecular function (GO): DNA binding
Source: RefSeq, a predicted model, not a curated record